AUGGGUGAUUUCAAGUUCCGUAGAUAUUGGUCGCUUUUCACCGUGGUGCUAGUGGUGCUUGCUGUUGGAUCCAUAUAUAAUUUUUUAACCAUAAGCCCGUCGACUUCAAGUGCUCACCUUUCGUCCAAGGGUACUACCGAGUCGCCUCAUCCAAAUGCAGAUCCAGCAGCAGCAGACGGCUCUCCAUAUACUACAACUUCAUAUUUCGACGAAGCAUUCAAUUUCAAGAAAAUCGAGUAUGAGGUGAAAAAGAAGAGUCCAUCAUCAUCAUCCCACGAAAAGCCCACCAUUUUGAUCUUGUCGACCAUCGGCAAGUCGGAGCCCUACGGUCCAGAUAGAAGCGUAGACGAUUUUUUCAAAACCAUCUUCACCUUACUCGACGGUAAUCUAUCCAAAUUCGACUUUUCCAUUGGAAUCUUGAGCAACUUCCGCAACGAACACGACAAGGUGCAAAAGUACCUCAACAAGAACAAUGCCAAACUAUCCAAGUAUUUCUCCAAGAUGACCUUGGCGCAUGCGCCCCCCUUGGAAGAGAUUGCCGGGGUAUCACGCGAGAUGCGCCACGAAGACGCCUUUCAACGAGUUCGUCGAAGAUUGAUUGCCCAAUGCAGAAACUUUCUCGUGCUGCAAGCGUUGCAAAACCAACAGUACAUCUUGUUCCUCGAUACCGAUAUCGUAUCCUUUGACCAAGCACCGCAACUACUCGACAUCUUCUACAAUUCGAAAAAGGACAUCAUCGUGCCCCGCGUCGUUAUCCGCGGCCACGAUCCCAACCCCGAUUACGACUUAAACUCGUGGCGUGGCCAACGAACAAAACCGACACCGGAGCAAUUGUCCCUUUUGGACUCGGACCAAUGGGACAAAUUCGACUAUGUGCCCAUGGAUGUGCCCGAUCAAAUGUUCCAUUUCAAAAGCUUGUCUGGAAACGAAGACCCUGAAAAGCUAAAGUUGAACCAUCUCGAGCCCUUGGACUCCGUGGGAGGUGCCGUCUUGUUCAUGAAGUCAAUCAUCUUCAGACAAGGCGCCAUUUUCCCCACUAGUUAUAUCAUCGGCACCACGUGGGAUAGAUCCGAGGGCUACGAUGGAAUUGAAACUGAAGGGAUCUGCUACUUGGCUAAGCCCUUGGGGUACCUGUGCUGGGGCAUGCCCAAUAUCGUGGCUGAGCAUGUGGGACAGAGACCUCCGCCAGCUGGCGCUGAAGCUGGUCCUGUCUAG
This is a messenger RNA of Lodderomyces beijingensis, 1215 nucleotides long. The record is from the annotation of a GenBank genome assembly. Lineage: Eukaryota; Fungi; Ascomycota; Pichiomycetes; Serinales; Debaryomycetaceae.